GAUGCAACUCUCCGUUGUACCGGACUGGCUUACUCCCUUUCUCUUCUCGGUUCCGGGCUCGGAUGGGUCUCGCGAGAGGCAGCCAUAGCGUCUUGACUGAGCUAUGCCCAUAUGGUCUGGGCCAGUGCUCGGUGCCCACUGCCGCCCAGCGGAGUGGUGCUGGCGCUGAGGCAGGCCCAGGUAAUAACAUAUUAUUGCAGUGUAUUUGGUGCACAUCUGUUUUGUGUGGCAGCCCAUGGACCAGAUCUCAAAGCUGUCUAUCAACUAUGGAGGCCCGACAGACCUGGGGGUAACGGAUAGUAAGCCAGUCACGCCCCCACGAAGACCGAAAAAACACAGCAAAGGCAGCAGCUCUGUUCCUGCAGGAUCUCCACAGCAGAGGAUAUUCUCAAAUAUUCCUUUUCCUUCUGCUGCUGCUGCUGCUUCUCCUAUUGCUGCUGUGUCUUCGUCGUGUUCAAAAGACAGUAGCAUUAGCGGCUGUAACAACAGUGAGGACGGGCCCGGUUGCAGCUCUGAAGGCCGAGGAGAUCGACAGCGUAUUGCUAGUGACGAGAAUGAGAUACGACCUCUCGGAAAUUUUACAAGGCGUGCGCUUGAAGUCUGGAAGAAGUACGUAGGCUCAACUCAGACCACCACGAGUGACUGUCAAACUAUUAAUCUGCUCUUUCGGGGAAUGGAGGUGAUCCCGUUACAAGCGCAGUUGCACGAAAUGCUCCAGCUUAGCCGUAAGACUCGUCGCCACACCGAUACCUACCUCAGCUAUGGCGUCUUCUCGUUCUACGUUGCGGAAAUGAAGUACUCGGAAAAGAUACCAAUUUCAGCAAAAUUUCUGUCUGUGAACCGCUGCUUCGAAAAUCGAGAUACGACCGGUUUCUUGGGAAAAAUACAGCGCGCACAGCAUACUACCCGAACCCGCUGCAACCCUUGUCGCAAAAUUUCGUGCGGUUCCCCGUCGCUUCGUAAGGCGUGCCGGUCGUCUUCUCAACAUUCCUAUUAUGACGUUUUUCUUGGAGGCUCGUGCAAUCCGACGCAAUGGCGACGCGAUCAAGCCAUUCCCGCUCUGAAACAGGCCCAAGUCACCUACUAUAAUCCGCAACGAUCUGACUGGCGACCUGAACUGAUCGAACUUGAGCAGCAAGCAAAGGAGAAUGCCCGCGUCCUCCUGUUCGUCCACGACAAGGAAACCCGUUCCCUGGCAUCAAUGGUCGAGGCCGGUGAGCUCAGUGCCCGCAGGAAACAGCUCAUACUGGCCAUCGAGGACCAGGGCAAAGGCGUUAUGGGCGAAGCUCUUUCAGACAGAGAAAUGCAAGAAAUGCAACGUGCUCGAAAUUACAUGCGGUCUAUCGCUGAAGCAUGCCGUGUCCGAGUUCACGCUGAAAUUGAGGCUGCUGUGCAGGGCUGUAUCGAUAUCGUAAAGGGUCAUUGCAAACCUAACGCCGACGAAACUGCGCCGAUUUGCGACAAAAACCUCGGCGAAAAGUUCAUCAAAAUUCACAGUGCGUUCGAUAACCACUCGACGAACGAUACUCUCUCGAUUCCUGAGAGACGCAUGGCGUUCCGUGCUUCGACAGGUCGAGAGCUUCCAAAAGAACUCCUCAUGGCCGACACGGACAGCAUUACAUUUGAUCAAUACUGUAUGAUUAACGCUGAAUAUCGCAUGAUGGUUAAGCCCAAUCUGCUCAAAGUACUUGGUAUCUCUUGGCCUUCCGAGCGGUACUUACCUCAGUAUCGCGAACCAGAGAAGGUGUUCAUCGGAGGCCCCACUGGUGCAAAAGAUUGGCGUACGACCGUCGCUUUGCCCCAUUUCAAGAAAGAGCAUGUGUCGUUCAGAACGCGCAAUGAUGAUAGUAGCAAACACUUCCUCCCUAUGGAGAUGCAGCAGAUUGAAAGCUGUAAGAUUCUGCUGUUUGUUUUUCCGUCGGACACUUGGGGAGCGCCGGAAAUGAUUAUGGCAAGCUUCUAUAUUGGGCUUGAGAAAUUCAAAGUGGUUCUGUGCAUUCAAGACGUUUCCGUAGGAUCACAGAUUUACGGCGAAAAGGUGUCCACUACCCAAGCCAAAGAUUACAAUCGCGGCAGGUCGUACCUGUCAGAUCAGGCUACUCGUAGUCGCGUCCCGGUUUAUAGCGACAUUACGGAGGCUGUUGCUAAGGCAGCUGAACUCGCCAAGGAAUAGCAUAGAGCAUUCACUUCACAUCAAAAAUUUACGCCCUCUGUAAACGAGGGCGCAUCUACUCUGUAGGCGUAGGUACUGUCAUCAGAAUGCAUUCACGUGCAUAUAAGCGUGCGUUCAUUUUCGUUCUACCUUGAUUCCGAGGUGUACACAGCAACAAAUCAAAUGCUAGCUUAAGUACCUGAUGAAGACUAAUGCUUUAAGAUGGGCCUGCUUAACUGGACAAUCGCUGUCCGGUAACAAAACAUUCCUAUUGACCUUACCCAGGUUAUCACCUACAGCUGGACACAAACUGACUGACAAGUGAAGGAAGACGUGUCAUUUCUGCCACUGCCUUAUCGAUGCAGCUUUGUCAACGCUUUGUAUUUAAUUAGUUACUAGUUUCUUACGCUGAGUCAUAUCUGACUCAUUAUCCCGCUCUUCUUGCGCAAAUCAGAUCUUCUUUUUAGAUUUAGAUUAACAAUCUAAAUGACAGGUCUGACAAAAGAUGAUGAGUGGAUUGCCAUCAAAAAAUGACUGUUAUAAAACGAUACCGAUAAUCGAAAAUGUCUGAGCCACGUUACAGUUAUUAACUGAUUGUAACUGAAAGUAGUAGGAUUAUUGUUGUCGAUUAAAUUUAUUAGUUUGUAGUGAUUUUAAAUCCGUUCCAAUCAACUACGCGAAUACGCUGACUACUAUCAUAGAUGAACGGGCGGUCACAUAUUCCGUACAUGACCAUUCGUCAUUUUAUUGACCCACGAUUAUCGGUUGUCGUAAAAUUGUCAAGUGCAAAAGUUUUUGCGCUUGAUUGUUUUUCAUCUCCUAUAAAAUAGAGAUACACAGCUUUCAAUAGAAACUGGAAAGCAAUUGAUUGGUUCAUUGGAAUCGCACGAUAGGGGAGAACACUAAUCAAAGCUUUCUACCGUGAUGGACUUGAGGUUCAUUGGGUUUCAAACUAUUUUAUGAUCUCGACACUCAACCCAGCCACCUGUCAGUAAAUUUGAUUCACAGCAAAUACAAACACAAAAAUUAUUGAGAUCACUGUGUUCGCCACGCUCAAAAACGUAACGACAACAUCUGUGAACUUGUAUUUCGCACUCACUAGUGUCUCGGAUAUUUUUACCAAAGACAAGAUGAUAAUAAAAAUACCGAAAAGUCAAGUUAUGUUGGGCUAUUAAAUGGUUUGAGACGAAAUGUACGGAGAUAUCACACAAGUUCGUGUUUAACCUUUGAGGCUCAUGGAAUCGACGGUUGCGAUCCCUGCGUAAUUGGUUAGCAUCAUAUUUGUAUCUUUUACUAUUUAGUCCUUUGUGAUUUUAGCAAAUGGGACGAAUUUAUGUUGCGCGAUAACGAGUGUAAUUGUUAGUGACACUAUCUGAGCUUCGUUUUGAGCGUUCAAACAUGGCCAACAAAAACGAACAACAGAUGCCUGUCACUCAAUUGAGUAACAAUCGACUGUGGCAAACGAGAGCACUGAGAGAUGCAACUACUAAGCUGUUCUGUGAUUGAGCUAUAUAAAAUUAAUUCAGCACUUCAACCUAUUGUGCGUCGAUGUCGAUUAGAGAGCGAAAAAUGACUGUUCAUGCCUGCCAGGUCGUGUCUUAUAAGAGGCAACAGUCUUGUUCUAAUUAGUCAUAAAACUGAUCUGCUUAUAUAUAUAUAUAUAUAUAUAUAUAUAUAUAUAUAUAUAUAUAAGCAGAUCAUAACGAAUAUCACAGCUUGAUCGAUAUCAUUACUUUCACUAAAAGUAAACAAAUUACUAACUAAUGAGUAAAACUGUGUUUUACUCAGGUAGAAACCGUGUUUGUGUGUGGAUUCCGAUAAAAAAAAACAAAAGAAGAACAAGACUAUCAAGCCUAUCUUGUUAUCUUGUCGUCAUAUGAGAAACGCAUCGUCAUAUGAAAAACGCAGUGAUUCACAAAAAACCAAAAGAGUUAAUGAACACCCGCCCGGUUAGCCGCCGCGGUGAAGGCUACCGCAGCACCUCAGGUGGUACUGGCAAGUGGCUGAGAUCGAGUUCCAAUGCACGUAGAUAUUCUAGAGAUAGAUGUAUAUCUGUCUUAGUUAGAAGUGAACGGUAUAGAAACAACAGGGUCAAAUAUACGACAAUAUGACAAGGUAUGAUAAGCACUUAACAGUCACUCAUACCGCUUAAUUGAUUGACUGAGAAUGACUGACUGGAUUACCUGAUUGUUUGAUCGAUUGAUAGGCUGAUUGAGUAAUACACUUAUGCAUUUCCGCAACAUGGAUGAUAUACACUGGUGGAGAAAAAGUACAUAUGGAUCGAUCAUCAUGAUUCUUUUGUAUACAAUCAAUCGAAAACGAGAUCAUCAUACUAAAACAUUCGUUGUAUAUAAGUGAUUAAUUAAAUAAAUCUAUAGAAUCGCUAAUUU
Molecule: messenger RNA, 4542 nt
Organism: Varroa destructor (honeybee mite)
Lineage: Eukaryota; Metazoa; Arthropoda; Arachnida; Mesostigmata; Varroidae
Gene: raw
Product: NDT-like domain-containing protein raw
Cellular component (GO): plasma membrane
Source: RefSeq, a predicted model, not a curated record